Humulus lupulus (European hop) is the source of this 1318-nucleotide messenger RNA. RefSeq names its product chitinase 2-like. Gene Ontology annotation, biological process: carbohydrate metabolic process. Bases 188 to 1126 code for a protein of 312 amino acids. The record is from RefSeq and is a predicted model, not a curated record. Lineage: Eukaryota; Viridiplantae; Streptophyta; Magnoliopsida; Rosales; Cannabaceae. The transcript has a single exon. Gene Ontology annotation, molecular function: hydrolase activity, hydrolyzing O-glycosyl compounds.
CCACUAAAAUAAAAUAAGGGUCUCUUCACAAACACAAUCUCCCGUAGCGGCACUCAAUUACAUCUCUACAAAAUAUUCACCUUCAUUCCCAAAUAUACACACAUAUAUAAUCCCGUCCACCCUUCACAAUUUUACUCAUCAAAAUACACAACCAAAAAACCAAAGAAAGUCAAAAACCCAAAAAACGAUGAAGUUUGUUAAUCCAAACCAACUUUUCAUUACAAUUUUCCUCUUAUUAUUCCAAUUGUCACCACUACUCUUACCAGUCGAAGCUCACUCGGCUCCAAACGCAAACCUUUUCAGAGAAUACAUAGGAGCGGAAUUCAACAACGUGAAAUUCUCUGACGUACCAAUCAACCCAAACGUGGACUUUCACUUCCUUCUCUCCUUUGCCAUAGAUUAUGACACAUCGGGCACAACCGCAACCAAUGGCAAAUUCAACGUCUUCUGGGACUCCGAUAACCUCUCCCCAUCUCAAGUCUCUGCCAUCAAACAACGCCAUCCCAACGUCAAAGUAGGCCUUAGCCUCGGCGGCGACAGCGUCAGCAGCGGUUACGCAUACUUCAAGCCAUUCUCCAUCGACUCUUGGGUGUCCAAUGCCGUCUCCACUCUCACUCAAAUCAUCCAACAGUAUGGCCUCGAUGGAAUCGAUAUCGAUUAUGAGCACUUCAGCUCCGACACUCAUACUUUCGCUGAGUGCAUCGGACGGCUCAUAAAGACUUUGAAAGAAAACGAUGUGAUCUCGUUCGCUUCCAUUGCUCCCUUUGACGAUGACCAAGUUCAGAGCCAUUACAAGGCCUUGUGGAAUAAAUAUGGGCAGUUGAUUGACUAUGUGAAUUUCCAAUUCUAUGCUUAUGAUGAGGGAACCACGGUGUCUCAGUUCAUUGAUUACUUUAAGACUCAAAGCUCUAACUACCAUGGUGGGAAGGUUUUGACCAGCUUUAUUAGUGACGGCAGCGGUGGAUUGUCGCCGGAAAAUGGUUUUUUCAUGGCCUGUAAUCAGUUGAAACAACAGGGACAGCUUCAUGGAAUCUUUAUUUGGUCCGCUGAUGACUCUAAGAAGAAUGGCUUUCGUUAUGAGAAGAGAUCACAGACACUUCUAGCGAGUCGUUCUCAUCGUAACUAGUACUAAUAAUAUAUAUCUAUAAUAUUUGAUCUCCUUUCAUAUUAUUAUAAUAUGCUUGCUUAGCUUAUUUGGUCUAGAAUUAUACUUCUGUUAUUGUAAUAUAAUGAUUUCUUUACUAGUAGUACAUUUUGAAAAACCUAAGUUUUUACCUAUCUUUCCAAUUUUACAAUAUUCAUAUAUAUUUUAUCUUGA